This is a messenger RNA of Doryrhamphus excisus (bluestripe pipefish), 2075 nucleotides long. RefSeq names its product phosphodiesterase 9aa (gene pde9aa). Gene Ontology annotation, biological process: signal transduction. The record is from RefSeq and is a predicted model, not a curated record. Gene Ontology annotation, molecular function: 3',5'-cyclic-nucleotide phosphodiesterase activity. NCBI's taxonomy places the organism in Eukaryota, Metazoa, Chordata, Actinopteri, Syngnathiformes, Syngnathidae.
CUGUAGUAAAUGAGGGAGGCGGUGACGCGCCUGGUCAAGCUUUAUGAGAAGCGGUUAGAUGACAAGAGCAGAGAGUCAGGGGAAAAGAGGCGGACAACUAAAACUGUUUGCGUUCCACAUGUCGGCAAACUAACUCCACUGUCACCUCAACAGAGUCAAAGCGCUGCGUCGGCGAGGACCGAAGACUCCCAAGCAAAGACCGAGGGGCGACCCACCAACGCCGCUGAGGAGCGACGCUAUCAUGGGCUCCGCUUCGUCGUCCUACAGGGUCAUAUACCUGGACGUGGACGGCAGGAUCCAGAAGGUGGUAUUCAGUAGAUUCUGCAGCCCAUGUGACAUCAAGGAGUUGUUUUGUACAGCCCUGGGUGUGCCAAGGAACACAAACCUGUCUCUGCUGGAUUCUUCUGGAGCCAUGGUGUCUAUUGACCCCACCAUGCCACACAACACAGAAAGGUCACCGUACCGAGUAGUGCCUAUGACUGGAGGACAGCUUGCUGACAAAGAAGAACUGUUCCAGAAUGUACUAACGCAAGUUGCUGAGCAAUUUUCAAGGGCUUUCAAAAUCAAUGAGCUGAAGACUGAAGUCACUAACCGUCUUGCGAUGCUGGAAAAGCGGGUAGAGUUGGAAGGAAUGAAGGUGGUGGAGAUAGAGAAAUGUCGCAAUGACAUCAAGAAGCUCCGUGAGGAGAUGGCAUCCAGAAGCAACAGUAACUUCUUGGAAGACAUUAAGAAGCUAACUCCUCGCCGGGAUGUACCUUCUUAUCCCAAGUACAUGCUGUCACAACAGACCAUAGAUGCCCUCAAAAAACCCGCCUUUGACGUCUGGCUCUGGGAGGCCAAUGAGAUGCUGAGCUGUCUGGAACAUAUGUACCAUGACCUGGGUUUGGUCAAAGACUUCAACAUAAACCCCAUUACACUGAAGAGAUGGCUGCUUUGUAUUCAUGACAACUACAGGAAUAACCCCUUCCACAACUUUCGUCAUUGCUUCUGUGUCACCCAGAUGAUGUACAGUAUGAUCUGCCUCUGCAGCCUACAGGAGAAAUUCACUCAGGUGGACAUUUUGAUCCUCAUGACGGCUGCUGUGUGUCAUGAUCUGGACCACCCUGGUUAUAACAACACCUACCAAAUCAAUGCCAGAACCGAGUUAGCCGUUCGCUAUAAUGACAUCUCUCCUUUGGAGAAUCACCACUGCGCUGUGGCUUUCCAGAUCUUCUCUCAACCUGACAGCAACAUUUUCUCAAACUUUGAUCCGGAAGCCUUCAAGCAGAUUCGACAGGGAACCAUUACAUUGAUCCUGGCCACAGAUAUGGCACGGCACGGUGAGAUCCUGGAGUCCUUCAAGCAAAAAGUGGACAGCUUUGACUACACAGAUGAGGAGCACGUCACUUGCCUGAAGAUGGUGCUAAUAAAGUGCUGUGACAUUUCCAAUGAAGUGCGGCCCAUGGAGGUGGCUGAGCCCUGGGUUGACUGUCUGCUGGAGGAGUACUUCAUGCAGAGCGACAGAGAGAAGACUGAAGGGCUUCCCGUGGCUCCGUUUAUGGAUAGAGAAAAGGUUACCAAACCAACAGCUCAGAUUGGCUUCAUCAAGUUCGUCCUCAUUCCCAUGUUUGAGACCGUGAUGAAGCUGUUCCCCCAGAUAGAAGAGGCAAUGGUUCAACCCCUCCGAGAGUCGAGAGAUCGAUACGAAGAGCUCAAACAGAUCGACGAUGCCAUGAAUGAGGUGCAGAAAAAGAAAAAUGAAAACCUGACGAUGGGAGGAAAGAAGAAAUGAAAGUUGUGGAAUGGCCUUCCAAAGCCUUCCGUCAGUGUCUUCUACGCACUUGAGCCUGAGGAAGAACCAGCAAUACUGCUUCACAUCUUGGACAAUCAUCGAUAUUUAGUCUUGAGUGAUGAAAUAAUUCCGACAUGUUACCAAUUACUGAUGAACUCAGUGGACACCUUUUCUUUUUUUUUUUAGGGAAACAUUCAUUUGUACAGGUGAACAAACUUUAUUUAGAUACAUAUCUUACAUUGUUUUUUGUAAUAUUUGAAGUGUUUUAUACAGAUUGUACAGAAUUUUAGUCAACUUUGUUCUU